AUGUCUUCCGAAAGCUACUAUAUCGGCGUCGAUGUUGGGACAGGAUCUGUUCGUGCGGGUCUUGUCAAGCAAGAUGGCACGCUCGUCGCAUCCUCCACUGAAGCCACUAUAACAUACCGCGAUUCCAAUGAUCACCGUAUCUUCGAGCAAUCGACCAACAACAUCUGGGAGGGCAUGUGCAAGACCAUCAAGGCCGUGCUUGCGGAGGCGAAGGUUGCACCAUCGGCCGUAAAGGGAGUUGGCUUCGAUGCGACAUGCUCGCUCGCCGUAACCGACACGAACGGUGACCCAGUGGUCGUCACAAGAGGAGAUCAGCUUGGGGAGAUCGGCGACCGCAACAUCAUUCUCUGGGCAGACCACCGUGCAGAGAGGGAAGCCGAACUCAUAAAUAGCAGCGGAUCAGUAGUGCUCGACUACGUCGGUGGUACCAUGAGUUUGGAGAUGGAGAUCCCCAAGACGCUUUGGCUCAAAAAGCACAUGGCUGCCGAGCGUUUCGCGCGCUGCCAGUUCUUCGAUCUCCCCGACUUCUUGACUUACCGUGCAACCGGCGACAACACUCGCUCGUGCUGUUCGCUCACUUGUAAAUGCUCUUUUGUGCCUACAAAGGCCGGGUGGCAGGCAGAUUUCUUCAAGAAGAUCGGCCUCGAGGAGUUUGCGCAGAACAACUACAAACAGUUGGGUGGCGCAGACAAAGUCCUCACCGCAGGCGUCCCAAUAGGGAAUGGCUUGUCGAAGAAGGCGGCUGCAGAACUAGGUCUACUAGAGGGAACACCCGUAGGAAGCGGUGUUAUCGAUGCUUACGCAGGCUGGCUGGGGACUGUCGCUGCACGUUACAAGGAGAAUGGCAAGCUGGUUGAGAAGAUACCAUCGAUUGACGAGUCGCGGCAUCGUCUAGCGGCCUGCGCUGGUACCAGUACAUGCCACAUCGUUCAGAGCAAGGAGGGCAUCUUCGUAAAAGGCGUAUGGGGCCCAUACAAAGAUGCCGUCUUCCCGGGAUGGUGGAUGAAUGAAGGUGGCCAGUCAUCCACAGGGCAGCUCAUCGACUUCAUGAUCACGACACACCCCGCAUACCCGAAGCUUAAGGAGCUCGCUGAACAGCGCAAGACCAAUAUCCACGAGGUCUUGCAGGACGAGCUCAACAAGCUCUGCAAAGAGAACAAGGCAGCGAACUGGACCGAGCUCACCAAAGAUAUGCACUUCUACCCCGACCUGCACGGGAAUCGCUCUCCCAUCGCUGAUCCCAUCAUGCGCGGCAUGCUCAUGGGUCUUGCUCUCGACGACGGCCUCAGCGACCUCGCCCGCAAGUUUAAUCUCACGCUGGAGGCGAUCGCGCUGCAAACACGGCACAUUGUAGACUCGAUGAACGCGGCAGGCCACGACAUCACGGCAAUCUAUAUGUCGGGCGGGCAGGCCAAGAACCUGAUGCUGAUGCAGCUCUUCGCCAACACGUGCAAUAUGCCUGUAGUUCUGCCCCAGAGCAGCGGCGCGGCUGUUGUGCUCGGUGCCGCCAUGCUCGGCCGCUUCGCGGCAGAUAUCGGGCGCGAGGGGAAGCUGAACGAGGUGCAACAGGGAGAAGCGCUGUGGAAGAUCAUGGUCGAGAUGACACCACCAGGCACCUUAAUUGCACCCUCUGCGAGCCCCAGCGAAAAGAAACUGCUUGAGGCGAAGUACAAGAUCUUCCGCGAGUCCAUCGACAUCCAAUACAGGUGGCGAAAGGAGAUUGCCGAAGCGUCGCAAUGA
Molecule: messenger RNA, 1740 nt
Organism: Postia placenta MAD-698-R-SB12
Lineage: Eukaryota; Fungi; Basidiomycota; Agaricomycetes; Polyporales; Adustoporiaceae
Exons: 9
Coding region: 1-1740 (579 amino acids)
Biological process (GO): carbohydrate metabolic process
Molecular function (GO): kinase activity; phosphotransferase activity, alcohol group as acceptor
Source: RefSeq, a predicted model, not a curated record